CCCUUCUCCAAAACAUGCUGAGUUCACAUUUAUGCCCCUGACAGUCCAACAACAGCGUUUACUACGAGAACCAAUCAAAGUGUGCGCUGUGGGGCAGCUAUCAAGCCCAUUGGUCAAACCCCUAUUCCUUUGCGCAUGCGCACUCACCGAUUCAGUCACAGCCAAUGACGCCACCCAUUCAUUACUGAAAACAAGCCCAGACACAACCAGACGACAGCCGGACAGCCACGGUUUACUGACCCGGUUCUGGCAACCGGUGUUCAGCACGAAAACACGAACUUAGAGUCUGGACUGAAAUAAUAAACGCAACACCACCACUCGGGGGGAAAAAAGAGGAAAGUUCGACAAAAAAAAAUAUAUCCUCAAAAUAGCUUGCUGCUUACCUGUCAAACAAGAAGCGCGUCGACGACAUCGCCGCUGCGGGUUCGCGGACAUGACUCUCCAGGAUGACCUGACAACAGCUGCAGCGAAGGGAAACACGGCCGGUGUGGAGGCUGUUCUGCUGAAAGGAGCCGACGUUAACGGGAAGAACCAGUUCGGACGAACGGCCCUACAGGUGAUGAUGAUGGGCAGCUCUCCGGUGGCCCAGCUCUUGCUGCAGCGCGGAGCAAACCCGAACGUGGCGGACAGCAGCACCGGGAACACGCCGCUGCACGACGCGGCCCAGACGGGCUUCCUGGAGACGGUUCGGCUCCUGGUGGAGGCUGGGGCCGAGCCGCGGGUCAAGGACAAUAACAACCGGCUGCCUGCUGAUGUGGCCCGGCAGAGCGGACACACGGAGGUCUGUGCUUUCCUGGAGGCCCUGCCGCAUUAACCUGCAUUUAUUUUAUUUUUACUAAUAAGACUUUACUAUUAUUUUUUUUAUUUAUUAAACCCUGUUGGUUCUGAAAGAGAACCGCGGAACAGGCCCGAUACAAGGCCUCUACAAUAAAAAUCAGUUCCGCUCCUUCAUCAUGAAUUUUACAAGUCAUAAUUUUAUUUAAAAACAAUUGCAGGAAUAUUUUACUGUGUCAUCUUAUGACAGCUUGUAGUUUUAUUGUUGAAGGCUAUUUAUAUUGUAGAUGUUGAAAUCAAAGUUUUGCGUAGUUUAUUUUACUUCUUUGUCAAAUAUUUAACCAAAAUAACUUAAAGCCAUGUUAAAUACGUUUUUGCACGUUUCAAAUUUGUGUUUAAUUGAUGCACUAUUUAAACAAUCAUGUAACCUGUACAUAAAUGAUACUAAGAGCUAUUGUGCACUUUAAUAAAUGACUUUUUUUUUCAAAUCUUGUAUAUUCUGAACAAUGGAAAUGCAAAAAUAUGGAGGGUAAAAAAAUGUUUGCUUGCCAAAUGUAUUUAUAUAAUAAUACAAAACAACGAUUGUUGAAAACAGAAAUUGUAUUUGAAAGUUUUUAGUUUUUUUUUUAACUGAGCAUCAUUUAAGUUGACAAACUUGAUAUGUUGAAUAAAUUUUCCCUUUUCUUUUGAAGAAAGGGAAAUGUCCAAAUUGUUUGUACAAUAAAACAUUAACGGUU
Messenger RNA from Austrofundulus limnaeus, 1511 nucleotides. It is a transcript of the gene cdkn2, whose product is annotated as cyclin-dependent kinase inhibitor 2A/B (p15, inhibits CDK4). The record is from RefSeq and is a predicted model, not a curated record. Gene Ontology annotation, biological process: regulation of cyclin-dependent protein serine/threonine kinase activity; negative regulation of cell population proliferation; regulation of G1/S transition of mitotic cell cycle. The transcript has 2 exons. Gene Ontology annotation, cellular component: cytoplasm; nucleus. Gene Ontology annotation, molecular function: protein kinase binding; cyclin-dependent protein serine/threonine kinase inhibitor activity. NCBI's taxonomy places the organism in Eukaryota, Metazoa, Chordata, Actinopteri, Cyprinodontiformes, Rivulidae. The coding region runs from base 434 to 814 and encodes 126 amino acids.